Messenger RNA from Psylliodes chrysocephalus, 1235 nucleotides. The record is from the annotation of a GenBank genome assembly. Lineage: Eukaryota; Metazoa; Arthropoda; Insecta; Coleoptera; Chrysomelidae.
GUUGUCAAGGGAGAUAUUUUCGAAAAGUAAGUAAACAGUCUAUGAAAAUUUAGUAUAAAAGCCCAGAAAAGACACACAGAAGGCACAUUCACUGACAGUGCACAACCAUGAAGGUACUAGUUAUUCUUUCUCUCGUAGCUCUCUGCUACUCAACUCCCAUCGCCGUACACAAGCGUGUGACAGUUGAAGAAGAUGGCACUAUUACCAUCAAGGGCACUCACGGCAGUGAACUCGACAUUUACAAAUCCGUAAUUGACCCAACCAAACUUAACAUCAUCAUCAAGAGCCGACUUGGAGUCGCCAGAAAAAUCCAAAUAGAUAAUACCGCCGACAUCAAGAACGUUAACUUCAACUCCCUGGAUGCCAGAUUCUUCAAGAACUUCCCAAGCGACAAAAUCACCCAAGCUAAUAUCCUUGUUCACAUUUUCCGUGAAUACGAAGGUCUUGUAGAUGAACCCACCUACAAAAUCUUGUUGGACAGGAUUAAAACUUUGGUGAAGGAAGGAUUCCUACACGAAGCUAUCUUGGAAGCAUUGAAGACUUUGGAUCAAUUACGUAUGGUUGAAGACUUGAAACAAGAUGAAGCACAAGAUCUUAUGGACGACGUUGUAAGAGAAAAGUUAGCUAAAGAUGCCGCAUACCCAGUAGAGGAAUUUAGCCAAUGGCACAGAGCUAGUAGAGUCACACCAGAUGAAGGUCUAUUUGGAUGGAACCAAUACAGAAACGUCUUACCCGUUCAAGGAUAUCACGGUAUCCAAGGAUUAUGGGAUACCCAAAACUGGACCCCUCUCAAACGUCAAAUGCUUCUCCAACACAUGAGACAAAUGCAAUACGGAGAAGAUUUAGGAGAAUUAUCGCCAAUUGAAAUGUUGAAAGAACAAGAACUGGAACGUGAAUUGGCUCAUCAACAAAUCAUGCAACAAAUCUACCAACACCAACUUAGACAAACUGAAAUGAGCCCCCUUAACCGUUAUUUGUAUAAAUUGGGAGUUUUGAGAGGACAGAGAUUCUUUAACCCACAACAAUUAAGAGUUCCCAAAUUCCAUUGGGGUCAAUCGGAAAAUCGUUACCAAAAUGAAGAAUUUCCCCAAGAAUUUGAAAGUUUAGUUGAACAAGGUCGUUUUUUACCACAAGAAAUUGAUCGUUUUCAACAAGAUCGUUUCAACCCCCAAGAUACUGAUUUCCAACAACAACAACAACAAUACGGUUACAGAAGAUUUCCCAUGUCCUACUAA